CGCUGACGGUAAUCUGAAAGCACUGAAAUGUGAAACUUAUACAAAUAGGUAACGUUUUAUCGAAGGAGGAUCCUGCAUGGGCGACACAUAGGAUUUAAGAUGGCGUCAUUGGAAGAUUGUGCAAAAUGGUUUGAACGAAAAGAAAAUACUAACUGGCUAAAAGUCUCGGUUGGAUUGAUCAUAACCAAACGUGGACUUGCACCAUUAGUAGAAAAUACCGUGGAAACGUGGAAGAACGGCCAAGUCCCGCAAGGAAGCAACUGUUCUGCGUGUUCUACUGCAGAAAUUGUACCAUGUGACCCACAAAACAAAAUUUGUAAUCAUGGAAUCUGCAAAUUGCACCAAUCUGUUACAUAUCGUCCGUGCCCGAACAAGGUUUGCGAUGAACUGAGACAGUCAAUUAUAAAUCAGCAUAGAUUUAAGGGUCCAUCAUGGCGAAAUACAAACGCCUGCGAUUGGUGCUCAAAUGCAUGGGAAGUAGCUAAAGCAUUUAUGCCACCAGAAGGAUAUGAACCGAUCAGCUCAUCUGAUGAAACAGAUUUGGACGGCUUUGUCAGUGUUCUUAUCAACUGUCUCCUUUUUGAGAAAUAUAUCCCCGACCUAGCAAACACGGUCAACGUUGCAACCAAGGUUCGCGAAAUUGGACGGAAAGUACGCCACGCAUCAAAACUUGAGGUCACCGACGAUGAGCUUAAGCAAUGGUUUGGAGACAUGCGAGCGUUGUUUAAUAUACCACAGCACAUUGCAGCGAAUUCUUCUGCACAGUGUACGCUAGAUGUAUUGAACAAGUUGGAGCUUGACCAGUUGCAUAUCGAGAGGACGGACGUGCUCGAUGCCAUAAUAGAUGUAGUAACUUCAUUGAAACGCCUCAACUCUUCCAUGGACUCUGAAGCACUGACUGACAACAUCAGCAAGCUACAAGAAAUGUAG
This is a messenger RNA of Mya arenaria, 930 nucleotides long. RefSeq lists its product as uncharacterized. Lineage: Eukaryota; Metazoa; Mollusca; Bivalvia; Myida; Myidae. The coding region runs from base 100 to 930 and encodes 276 amino acids. The record is from RefSeq and is a predicted model, not a curated record. The transcript is spliced from 4 exons.